AUGUCUCAUGCUUUGGAGAAGCCGGUCGGCCUCGCCUCUGUGGAGCCUCUCGAUGGCAUUGAAGCUUCAAGUCCAGAUGAUCUCAAUGCCUCUGAGUAUGCUUCCAUCCCUGCUUACAGCCUUGGAGCAGAGAAGAAGGGCGCCCUGGAUCCGGACAUAACCGCGAUCUUAACACCAGACGCUGCAAGCGACAAUCCCAAGGAUACCGACAACCCAGACCAUAUCAUCGUUACUGGAGCCGAUGCAGCUGCCCAUCUGUUGCCUCUUCGUGACGAUGGCGACCCUUCCAUGACCUUUCGCGGUAUAUUCCUGGCAUCCUGUCUAUCUGCAUUCCAAGCAGUGAUGAACCAGAUCUAUACAUUCAAACCCACACAAGUCACUAUCCAGGGCACUUUUAUCGUACUUAUCGCAUACUUCGUUGGCAAUGCUUGGGCGAGACUUCUUCCCCGAGGUGAUCGUCACCUCACGCGCUGGAAGUCGACCAACGGUGAUACAAAGCCACCAUUCUGGAUCACGUUCCUUGUGUUUUUUAAUCCUGGACCCUGGGGCCUGAAGGAACAUGCAAUCUGCUCAAUCACUGCUACAUCGGCAUCAAAUGCUGCUGCUGUUUCGACCGUCUUUGCAGCUCAGAAGCUGUUUUACGACCUCCCCAUCAGUCCAGCGACCGUGAUCCUCAGUAUGAUUUCCAUCGGCCUUUUUGGCUAUGGUCUUUGUGGAUUGUUGCGACCUAUUGCUGUGUGGCACGUCGAGGCCGUGUACUGGAGUACGCUACCAACAGUCAAGACUCUCCAGGGACUGCACUGGCAAGAAGUCAGAGACUCGAAGCCUCUUCGAUUCUUCUGGUAUGCUUUUACCGGCAUGUUCUUCUACGAGUUCUUUCCCGCAUACAUCUUUCCGUGGUUGAACUCAGUUUCCGUUCCUUGCUUGGCUGCAAUGAAGGCUACCGGAGAGAAAGCUGCCGUGUUAACAAACCUGUUUGGUGGAGCGACGAAUAACGAAGGCCUCGGCAUGUUCACUCUCUCUUUCGACUGGCAAUACAUCACCUCUUUCAACACCUCGCUUCCCUUGAUCCUUCAGGCUCACGUAGCCAUCGGCGUGUUCGUCUGCAUGAUGGUCAUGCUUGCUAUCUACUACACAGACACUUGGGGCUCGAAAGCACAGCCAUUCAUGUCGACACAACUCAGAUCCCAGGACGGCAAGAAGUAUCCAAUCUCGAAAGUGUUCUUGGGCGGAGUUUUGGACGAGGAGGCCUUGGAGAAGUAUGGCAUCCCUCGCCUGACUGGAGCAUUUGCAUAUUCCAUGUUCAUGGCGAACGCCGCUAUCGGUGCACUCAUCGCUCACACUGUCCUUUUUUGGGGUGGCGACAUCAAACGUACUUACAAAAGCGCCAGGGAAGGAAGAUAUGAUGACAGACACCAUCAGCAUAUGGUGAAGCACUACAAAGAAGUCCCUUGGUGGUGGUACAUGGGUGUGCUCGUCUUCAGCUUCGUCCUUGGUCUUGUUGUUGUGAUUAAAGAGAACAUCACCCUCCCGGUGUGGGCUUAUGUUGUCGCUCUGAUUGUUGGUAUCGUCGUUGCACCUUUCAGCGCUUUGAUCUAUUCCCGAUUCGGUAAUGGUAUUGCUACCAAUAAUCUGUCCAAGAUGAUUGCUGGUCUGGUGCUUCCAGGUCGUCCGAUUGGCAAUAUGUACUUUGCCGCCUGGUCGCACAACGUCAUCACAAACACCGUCAAUCUGUGUAAUGACCUGAAGAUGGGAGAAUAUCUCAAGAUUCCUCCAAGAACUAUGUUCAUCACCCAGAUCUAUGGCACUAUCCUCGGCGGCUUCCUUAACUAUGCCAUCAUGAUCUCUAUUGUGACCAGUAAUGCAGAGCUUCUCACCUCUGGAAAUGGUGAUGCGUCAUGGAGUGGUGCAACCAUUCAGUCUUACAACACUAAUGCCAGCUCUUGGGCGUUGGCCAAGUAUCUAUACAAAGCAGGCGGCACAUACUCUGCCGUUCCCAUAGGUGUUGCUGUCGGUGCUUUGAUCGUCGUCGUACACCGCAUCUUCGUCCAGUUCUUCCCCAAAAUCCGCAACUUCUCCACUUACGACAUCAACAUGCCUCAGUUCAUCGCUUACGCCGGCUACAUCCCCUACAAUCAGUCCCAGACCUGCGUCAUCCUGAGUCAGCUUGUCGCUGGCUUCUACGUCCAGUUCUACUUGCGCAACUACAAGCCUCGUAUUUUCAAAGACUACUCGUACUUGGUCACUGGAGCUUUUGACGGUGCUAGUUUGCUGGCGCUUUUCAUCUUGUCCUUCGCAGUGUUCGGCGCUGCCGGCAGCUCGAAGCCUUUUCCUUCUUGGUGGGGCAAUAAUGUCAAUGGCAACUAUGACCUUUGCCCUGUACCUGAGUAG
This is a messenger RNA of Aureobasidium subglaciale EXF-2481, 2391 nucleotides long. RefSeq lists its product as uncharacterized. The transcript is spliced from 7 exons. The coding region runs from base 1 to 2391 and encodes 796 amino acids. Gene Ontology annotation, biological process: transmembrane transport. Gene Ontology annotation, molecular function: oligopeptide transmembrane transporter activity. The record is from RefSeq and is a predicted model, not a curated record. Lineage: Eukaryota; Fungi; Ascomycota; Dothideomycetes; Dothideales; Saccotheciaceae.